AUGUCCAGCGACUCCAACUUCGCCACCAUAGUCACUCCAUCCCAGCUUGCUACCUCAUUCAAACAUCUCUUCUCCAAUAUUCCCUCAUCAGAUCCAACACUUCUCGUACAUUCCUCUCUUCGAUCCGUCGGCUUCAUUCCUGGAUUCGCCCCCUCAGUCAUCCAGUCUCUUCUCGCCUCCCUCGGUCCCUCUGGCACUAUCGUCGUUCCAACUCAUACAGGCGACAACUCGGAUCCUGCCGCGUGGCAGGCACCCCCAGUGCCAGAAUCAUGGUGGCAGCCAAUCAGAGACUCUAUACCGGCGUUCGAUCCGGCUACAACCAUCACCAGAAUCGUCGGUGUAGUUCCCGAGACGCUGCGAACUUGGCCCGGCGCCCUACGUUCGGCUCACCCGCAGACAUCCUUUGCGGCAUUGGGUCCUCAAGCACGGCGCAUUACAGAGGGACAUGAGCCGAAUUGUCGCCUAGGUGAAUCAAGUCCACUAGCAAAACUCGAAGCUGUGGAUGCUUGGGUUUUGCUUCUCGGGGUUGGUUGGAAUAAUUGCACAGCCUUCCAUCUCGCCGAAUAUCGUAUCCAGAACCCUCGUUUUGAAGACAAUUCAUUUGCUAUAAAUAUAGACGGGCAACGACAAUGGGUUACGGUGCAAGAUGUGGUAAUUACUGAUGAAGACUUUGAGAGGCUUGGGGCAGAUUUCGAGAGAGAUUGCAGGGUCGUACGUGGAACUGCUGGAGCAGCUGACUGCCUGUUAUUUUCUUUGCGAGAGGCAGUCGAGUAUGCAACGGAAUGGAUGGAUAGGAAUAGAAAGAAACAAGAGUGA
Molecule: messenger RNA, 816 nt
Organism: Trichoderma aggressivum f. europaeum
Lineage: Eukaryota; Fungi; Ascomycota; Sordariomycetes; Hypocreales; Hypocreaceae
Exons: 1
Coding region: 1-816 (271 amino acids)
Biological process (GO): response to antibiotic
Molecular function (GO): aminoglycoside 3-N-acetyltransferase activity
Source: RefSeq, a predicted model, not a curated record